Fusarium venenatum is the source of this 1443-nucleotide messenger RNA. RefSeq lists its product as uncharacterized. Lineage: Eukaryota; Fungi; Ascomycota; Sordariomycetes; Hypocreales; Nectriaceae. The record is from RefSeq and is a predicted model, not a curated record.
AUGAAGUUCAUGCCCAUCUUGCUUGGCCUUGUGGCAACCAGCAUCGCCCAGCCCAUCGCAAAGCGUGCCGUCUUCACACAAUCAACCUAUGACGAUCUGUCCAUCAGCGGCGGCGUAGCAGGCAACGCCCAGCAAGAGGCUCUACAGAAACUUGGUGGCCUACCCAACAACCUGUCAACCGUCGAGAAAGACGACCUCGACUUUCUGAACAGUGUCAAUCAAAUCGCGAAUGACGCGGAAACCGACGCGUUCAAUCCUGCUAUUGAUGCAGCCUCCGGAGAAGAAGCUGAUGCUCUCCAGCGGGGCAAGAUCAAGAACAAGGUCCUGAAGCUCACCGCUACCGUCCUCAAACUAGAGGCACAACAGGCCCAAGGUGACGACGUCGCUGAUAAGCUGGAGGAGGAGAACAAGAAGCUGCAGAACAACAUUGCACAAGAUCAGGAGGCUGCAGGUCAGGCUUCGACAUUCCUGCCAUUCAACGCAAAUGAACGUACUGCCAGAGCCUUCAGCUAUGACAUGUCCAGCUUCCACAACAUGCAUCCAUGGCUUUCAUACAAACUGACCACAUCCAGAGGAUUAUUACGGGUCUUGACGCCAAGUAACGACCAAUUUAUCAUGUUCGGGUCCGAUAAAUCAUGGUCUCUAUGGGACAGCACUUCUAUCAACGAUGCAUUUGUUGUUGAUGCACCGGGCGACAAAGCCGUGGUGACAAAGGUCCAUAGCCCUUAUCUGUUGGGCUACAGCCCAACAAACCCCAAUGGACGCGGCAUUCUCGUCAUCGGAGGCGGAGGUUACAUCGAGCUCAUGCUCGGUCGUGAAGGUGUCGCCGUCGCCAAAUGGCUGAAUAGCCUUGGGUUCUACGCCUUUGUUCUCGUACACCGUUUCCCCAACAGCGAAACAGGGCCACAAGCACCUUUGGAUGACGGGAGACGAGCUUUGAAGAUCAUGGCAGAGAGCGGCCUUACGCCAAAAGGUGUCAGCAUUUGUGGUCUCUCAUCAGGUGGCCAUCUCGGUGCUGCACUUCUGGCAGAAUACCCCCAAGCGUGGACAUCGCCUGAUCCCAAAAUCCCUCAAGUCGAGUUUGCCAUCCUUGGUUAUGGACCCAUUUCAACGAAUGCAAUCGGACGACAAAUCAUCGAGAAUAAACCGCCUCUACCACCCAAGGAGAAACAAGAGUUUUACAAUAUUGUGCAGCCAGAUGUUCAACUAAGCUCUCCGGCUCCCCCUACAUUUAUUGUAUACUCCAACAAUGAUCCUGUUGUGCCGGUGGUCAACGCGUACCGCUUGGCGGAAGGAUUCACGAAGAAGGGCGCCCCGGUCGAGUUGCAUAUCUUUGCUGAUGCGCCCCAUGGGUUUGCGUUAGAUAGCGAUAAGGAAUUGCCAGUUUCAAAAUGGCCGUUGUUGUGUGAAGCAUGGCUAAAGCAAAACAAAUGGAUAGAAUAG